GGAAAUUUACUCUUUUUUUUUUUUCCAAAUUAAAAUGCAGUGUACCAUUUUGACAAAAUCUUCUGGAGGUCGGUUCAUAAGCGGGUCAGAACAAAUUAGUAUAAUAAUAUCAUGGAAAACCGUUUACGCCACACGAAAGCAAAGCAAAGUCAUACAUACAUACCUCUUGUUGUUUCUUGUUUUCUAUUGAAAAAAUCAAAAUAGAAAAAAAGGGCAAAAGAUGAGUAGUAGCGGUAGUUGUACAUGUUCUUAUAGACCCAUAAUUACUGCUAAAUCAAAUAUUGUUGUUAAUCCAUUAUUGAUAAUCCAUGGUAACCGUAGAUUAAAGAAAAGAAUACCGAGAAUUUGUGUUGUAAGAGCAUCAACAGUUGAAAAUAGCUCAUCCAAUUUUGUUCAACGCAUCGAGAAGGCCUGGUUGAUUUCCAAGCAACCUAGGCCAAUUAUAUGCUCUACUUGUGACUCAAAUGGCAAUGUGGAUUGCAAGUGGUGCGGCGGUACUGGUUUCUUUAUACUAGGCGACAAUAUGCUCUGUCAAGUGCCCUCUCGAAACACAAGCUGUGUCAUAUGCGCUGGAAAGGGUUCAGUAUGCUGCACAGACUGUAAAGGAACAGGUCACCGUGCAAAGUGGCUGGGUGAGCCUCCUAUUCCCAAGCCUCCUGUUGCCGAGGAGUAACACCUCUCAACUGAUUUCUUGAAUCUUUAAUCAAGUUCUUGAUCCUUGGACUGGAUCGACGUUCAGAAUGCUGCUGAAUGCAUCGUGAUACUUGUAUUCGUUGUUGAAAAUAAUACUAUUUCUUUUUCAGUUGUACAAUUGUUUCAUUAGUUUCAAGAUACCAUUUGUGUAAAGCACAUUGCUCUUUGGUUCUUUUUUGGGCCUGAUAGAAGCUUUCUGAAAGUGAUACAGGAGAUUGUAUAGCAUUAUUUUUCGCGAAGUUCAGCAACA
Capsicum annuum is the source of this 943-nucleotide messenger RNA. RefSeq names its product chaperone protein DnaJ. Bases 221 to 673 code for a protein of 150 amino acids. The record is from RefSeq and is a predicted model, not a curated record. Lineage: Eukaryota; Viridiplantae; Streptophyta; Magnoliopsida; Solanales; Solanaceae. The transcript is spliced from 3 exons.